UAUAACAUUUGGAUUAUAAUAACAAAUCAUAAUUUUUUUCAAUUGAUCAAUCAAAUCAAUUUUUGUUAUUAUUAUUAUUAUUUGUUUUCUCAAUUUCUAUAAACAAAUUAAAGAAUGAUGAAUUCUAGAAAUGAAAAUAAUCAUAAAUCAAUUGAUUCGAUACGAAAUAUUAGUCAAAAAAGACUAUUACAUCAUAGUGAUUCGACUAUAUCAUAUCCGAUAUCAGAUAAUAAUCAAUGUUCACCAAUAUCAAUUGGUUCCAGAGAUAAUCAAUUAUCGAUGCAAGAUAAUAUUAAAGAAUUAUUAUCACGUUUAAAUCAAUCAGAAGAUAUUGAAACAUCAACAUCUCGUUCAAUAAUACAUGGAUUAAUUUUGGUUACAAUAAUGAUUACAUCAUUGGUUGCAUUUGUUUGUUCAAAAGUUCGUCGAUGUUCAAAUUUUAUUAAUCUUUAUGAUUAUGAACAUUGUUCAAAAUAUUUUCUUUUCUAUUCAUCAAUGACAAUCAUAUCAUGUUUGGCUACAUUCAUAAUCUAUUUUCUACAUCUUAUUUCACAAUGUGACAUUUUAUGUUUAAGCAAAAAAAAAUAUGAAUUUGAAAUAAUGUUCAUUUCGAUUAUAUCUUGUUUAUUGGUUUUAAGUUCAAUCUGUUAUAUGACACAUACGAAUAUAUUUGCCGAAUCAUUCACACUAAUAAAAAAACGAUCACAAAGAAGAUGUGCUAUAUUGAAACGUCGUUUAAAUCUAGAUCUACAACAACAUUCAAUCAAUUCAAAUCGUUUUGAUAAUGCUAAAGUGGUUAGCUAUGUUCGUAAUAAUCAAAGAAGCAAAACAUUAUCGACAAGUUUAUCCGAUGAUUUUGAAGAUGAUGUUUUUAUUCAAUAAUUGGAAAUUUGAUUUUUUUUAAUCAAUGAAUAUUUUGUUAAAAUAAGUUAUUAAAAAGGUGUAUCAAAUAUAUUUUUUUAAAGAAAUGCAACGAUU
Molecule: messenger RNA, 978 nt
Organism: Dermatophagoides pteronyssinus (European house dust mite)
Lineage: Eukaryota; Metazoa; Arthropoda; Arachnida; Sarcoptiformes; Pyroglyphidae
Source: RefSeq, a predicted model, not a curated record